CCCCGCAGCCGGCCUGGCCGACCCGCCCGCCUGGCCGGGCACCAGGGGAAUGUGGCGGGGGGUGAAGCGAGCGGCUAAAUUUGCGCCUGCAGCCCGAAAAGCCAUCUUAAGUGUCAGAGGCGGGAGGCACUGGGUGACGGGCUCUGUCUGCCGCUGGCCGGGCUGAAGACCAGCCAUGUCCCACCGCAAGUUCUCUGCUCCCAGGCACGGCCACCUGGGCUUCCUCCCGCACAAGAGGAGCCGCCGCCACCGCGGGAAGGUGAAGGCCUGGCCCAAGGAUGAUCCCAGCAAACCAGUCCACCUGACAGCUUUCCUGGGCUACAAAGCUGGCAUGACACACACUGUGCGGGAGGUGCACAGGCCUGGGCUCAAGGUCUCCAAAAGGGAGGAGGUGGAGGCCGUGACCAUCAUUGAGACCCCCCCGAUGGUGGUGGUGGGAGUUGUGGGGUACGUAGAAACACCCAAGGGCUUGAGGAAUUUCAAGACUGUUUUUGCUGAGCACAUCAGCGACGAGUGUCGCCGGCGCUUCUACAAGAACUGGCACAAGAGCAAGAAGAAGGCCUUCACCAAGUACUGCAAGAAGUGGCAGGAUGAGGAUGGCAAAAGGCAGCUGGAGAAGGACUUUGCCAUGAUGAAGAAGUACUGCAAGGUCAUCCGUGUCAUUGCACACACGCAGAUGAAGCUGCUCCCGCUGCGGCAGAAGAAAGCCCACGUGAUGGAGAUCCAGCUGAAUGGUGGGACAGUGGCUGAAAAGAUUGACUGGGUCCGUGAGAGGCUGGAGAAGCAGGUCUCUGUGCACAAUGUCUUCAGCCAAAAUGAGAUGAUCGAUGUCAUUGGCGUGACCAAGGGGCAUGGGAUGAAAGGGGUGACAAGCCGCUGGCACACCAAGAAGCUCCCCAGGAAGACACACAAGGGCCUGCGCAAAGUUGCCUGCAUCGGCGCCUGGCACCCGUCCCGGGUUGGCUACUCCAUUGCCCGGGCUGGCCAGAAGGGCUAUCACCACCGCACCGAGCUCAACAAGAAGAUUUACCGCAUCGGGCAUGGGAUCCACGUGCAGGAUGGGAAGGUGGUGAGGAACAACGCCUCGACGCACUACGACGUGACGGAGAAGACCAUCACACCUCUGGGUGGCUUUCCUCACUAUGGGGAGGUCAACAACGACUUCCUCAUGCUGAAGGGCUGUGUGAUGGGCACCAAGAAGCGUGUGCUCACCCUGCGCAAGUCCCUCCUGGUGCACACAAGUCGCCGGUCUCAGGAAGUCAUUGAGCUCAAAUUCAUUGACACCACUUCCAAGUUUGGCCACGGCCGCUUCCAGACAGCUCAGGAGAAGAGGGCCUUCAUGGGCCCCCAGAAGAAACAUUUGGUGAAAGAGAAGCCAGGAGUGCAGGAAGAGCUGUAAGGGCUGAUAUGCAAGGGUUCCUACCUGGGCACCUUCAAUAAAAGCCUUCAAGCUGUG
Messenger RNA from Apus apus (common swift), 1456 nucleotides. It is a transcript of the gene RPL3L, whose product is annotated as ribosomal protein L3 like. The coding region runs from base 176 to 1399 and encodes 407 amino acids. Gene Ontology annotation, cellular component: cytosolic large ribosomal subunit; ribosome. The transcript has 10 exons. Gene Ontology annotation, molecular function: structural constituent of ribosome; RNA binding. The record is from RefSeq and is a predicted model, not a curated record. Gene Ontology annotation, biological process: translation; ribosomal large subunit assembly. NCBI's taxonomy places the organism in Eukaryota, Metazoa, Chordata, Aves, Apodiformes, Apodidae.